This is a messenger RNA of Stomoxys calcitrans (stable fly), 876 nucleotides long. Its product is annotated as bax inhibitor 1-like. Gene Ontology annotation, biological process: negative regulation of apoptotic signaling pathway; cellular response to unfolded protein; negative regulation of RNA splicing. The coding region runs from base 167 to 841 and encodes 224 amino acids. The transcript has a single exon. Gene Ontology annotation, cellular component: mitochondrial membrane. NCBI's taxonomy places the organism in Eukaryota, Metazoa, Arthropoda, Insecta, Diptera, Muscidae. The record is from RefSeq and is a predicted model, not a curated record. Gene Ontology annotation, molecular function: enzyme binding.
AAGAUUUUUAAACUACAAAAUGUCAAUAUUUUCAAUAAAAACAAAUUCGAAAUCUUCGAAAUCGAAAUUAGUUUAGUUCAUUUAAAUUGUUUUCCAAAUAUAUCAAAAAAAUUCUAAAAACAUCCUUCGAACCCAAUGCAGCUAUCCCUUAGGAACGCUGGACAAAAUGGAAUCUCCUCGCCCUUUCGACCAAUUGCCAAACACACCUAGUGAGGAAUAUGAGCCGUAUGUCGAGCAACAUCUUUUUAAAAUUUAUCUUACAUUAUGUGGAGUUUCGGUAGCAGCAGCCAUUGGCUGUAUACUUUUUAUGGAGAAUCAAUUGAAUAUGGGACUGUUUUCAGCUAUGGCUGCCGGUAUUGCUUUAAUGAUUUCGUAUUGCGAGAAUGGUUAUUACACUCGACUUUCUAUGCUCUAUGCCUUUGGAUUUUGUGCUGGACAAACUAUGGGACCUCUCUUGAGAUAUACUGCCAUCGUUGAUCCCUCGAUAAUAGUGAACGCAUUUGGUGGUGUUGCAGUAACCUUUGCUGCAUUAUCAAUAACCUCUUUGGCAGCUGGUCGCCUGAGAGUUCUAUUUUGGGUCUCCGUGUUGAUUUGUGUGAAUAACAUCAUCAGCCUUUUUAAUGAAAUAUUUGGCUUUCAUCCUUCCAUGUGGAUGCAAGUUAGUCAAAUGUUUUCCCGAAUCUUAAUCACAGCUGGAUCUGUUUUGCUAUACACUCAAAAUAUUGUGGACGAUGUACGUCUAGGAUAUGAGGAUGUCGUACAACAUUCACUGGAUCUGUUCUUUUAUGUUUUGAUUUUGUUCAGAAGCUUUUUGAUAAUCAAAGCAUACGGUUUUAAGUGAAUAAAGUAUGGCAGUAAAUGCCUGCCACAAGCUGU